Charadrius vociferus (killdeer) is the source of this 2602-nucleotide messenger RNA. RefSeq names its product amyloid beta (A4) precursor protein-binding, family A, member 3 (gene APBA3). NCBI's taxonomy places the organism in Eukaryota, Metazoa, Chordata, Aves, Charadriiformes, Charadriidae. Gene Ontology annotation, cellular component: dendritic spine; cytoplasm; plasma membrane. Gene Ontology annotation, biological process: chemical synaptic transmission. The record is from RefSeq and is a predicted model, not a curated record. The coding region runs from base 1 to 2556 and encodes 851 amino acids. Gene Ontology annotation, molecular function: amyloid-beta binding; protein binding. The transcript is spliced from 10 exons.
AUGCUGGGGCGCCGCGGGGCAUGCCGGGAAGGGGCGGGGCCGAACCGCGCGUGCGCGGUACCCGCCCGGAACCGGAAGCUUUGCAGCGGCGGGCCGCCUCCUCCCGGGACGGCGGCAGCGGCGUGUGAGUCCGCACAUACCGGAGUGGCCCCGGUGGGGAGAGCCGGUGCCAGCAGGGUUGGCCCUGCCCCCCCCCCCCCUCCCCCGGGACCCUCUUGCCGCCCGGGGCUCUCCCCGCGCUGCGGCUGGAGUCAGGCUAUGGAGAGCAGCAUGGAUUUCCAGGCGGCUGCGCCCGCCACCCCUGAUCUCGGCGGUGACGAGGCCCCGGAGCCGCCGGCCAUGGACACGGAGGAAGGACCCGCAGUGCGGCCCGGCGCCCCUGCGCGCCGGGUGGGUGCCGGGCAGCCGGGUGAGCCUCGCCUUGUCACCCUGCGCUCUGGCUGCGGCUCCGGGCAGGAUCUGCCCGUCUCCGAGAGCCAGCGGGGGGCUCUGGGGCCCACCUCGGGGCCUGCUUCAGCCUCGGACCUUGGAGGAGGUGCGGGCGGACAAGCCGAGCUUUGCCGGGACUUGGGCAGAGAAACGGAUGAGGAGGCAGGGGCUGCGGGGUCGCGAGGCUCCACUGGCUGGAAAUCCAUCACUGGGAGCAGCCCUCAGGGCUCAGGACACCCCCGAGCCCUCACCAGUGGAGACCUGACGGGCAUGGAGCUGGAUGAGGCCCCCGAGGCCAGCGCCCACCUGGGCAGGGCCGAGUGGGCCGAGGACACAGAGGAUGAACCCUCAGAGAUCCAGGGUCUGCUGGCCCAGCUCAAAACCCUCGACCCCAACCUCUGUGACCACUCACCCGCCUCAGAACAGGGCAUGCUGGCCUCUGCAAGCACUGGCACAGCCUCUCCAGCGGGCACAGCCCCACAGCAGGCUCGGCAGAGCUACGGGCAGUGCCAGGGCAAGUGCCGGCCCUGCCCGCUGCAUGUGGCCACAGGCCGAGGCCUGGAGACACGGCCCUGCUGUGCCCAGCACUCAGCCUGCUCACGGCCCUGCCAUGGCCUGCUCUUUGCUGAGGCCGACCGGGAGGACUUGCUGAGCCUCCUGUGCUAUGAGGGAGGGCUGCCCGAGGCCAGCGCUGAGACACCCUUGGCCCGCUCCGAUGUCCUGGCUGGGACCAACCUGGAGAUGCUGCAGGCUCAGGAGGAACUGGCUGCUGUGGAGACACCUGAAGGACUGGGGAGGCCAGAGAGCUCAGAGGAAGGAUCUUCUGGUGGCUGGUAUUAUCAAGAGGGGCUCAGCGAGGUCGACCCUGCCUGCGAGGGCAAUCGGGGCAGUUCCCCGGAGCCGGCCUGGGUGACCCUUCCUCCCACUCCUGCCUUGGAGGCAGAGCAGCCACCCCAAGGCAGCGUGACUAACAGGGAACCCCCGUCUUCCUGCCCUGCCUUCAAAGAGGUUCCAGGACCGUGUGACCCAGAGGAUCUGCUGGACGGUGUGAUUUUUGUGGCAAAGUACCUGGGCUCCACGCAGCUGGUCUCGGAGAGGAACCCCCCAACCAGUGUCCGCAUGGCGCAGGCCCAAGAGGCGGUGGACAGGAUCAAGGCACCGGAGGGAGAGUCCCAGCCCAUGACGGAGGUGGAUCUGUUUGUCUCCACACAGAGGAUCAAGGUACUCACAGCUGACACGCAGGAAGCCAUGAUGGAUCACUCCCUCCAGACCAUCUCCUACAUCGCCGACAUCGGCUCCCUUGUGGUGCUCAUGGCACGCCGGAAACUGCCUCGGCGGUCGGAGGUGGCAGAGGAGAAGCGGCUUUACAAGAUGAUCUGCCAUGUCUUCCACUCAGCUGACGCCCAGAUCAUCGCUCAGGCCAUCGGGCAGGCAUUUGGCGUGGCCUACCAACGCUUCCUGGAGGCCAACAGCAUUGACCCAAGUGAGCUGACUCCCCGCCAGUACAGCCGUGCCCUCGAGGACCAGGAGCAAUACAAUGCAGAGCUGACCCACUUCUCCCGGCAGGAGAACUGCAAGGAUGUCUGCAUCCGGAAGCAGAAGGGGGAGAUCUUGGGCAUUGCCAUCGUGGAGUCAGGCUGGGGCUCCAUCCUGCCCACAGUGGUCAUCGCCAACCUGAUGCACGGGGGCCCUGCAGAGCGGUCGGGCGAGCUGAGCAUCGGGGACCGCCUCAUGUCUGUCAAUGGGACGAGCCUGGUGGGGCUGCCCCUCACCACCUGCCAGAGCAUCAUCCGGGAGCUGAAGCACCAGACCGAGGUGACGCUGAAUAUCGUGCACUGUCCCCCUGUCACUACGGCUGUCAUCCGGCGCCCUGACUCAAAGUACCAGCUGGGCUUCUGUGUUGAGAAUGGCGUGAUCUGCAGUUUGAUGCGUGGGGGCAUCGCAGAGAGAGGUGGCAUCCGCGUGGGGCACCGCAUCAUCGAGAUCAACGGGCAGAGUGUGGUGGCAACACCCCACGAGAAGAUCAUCCAGAUUCUCACACAGGCAGUCAGCGAGGUCCACAUCAAGACCAUGCCGGCCUCCACGUACCGCUUACUGACUGGGCAGGAGCAGCCCAUCUUCCUCUGAGCCGCUGGCCAUGCCUGGCUGUUGCUGCACGUGCCUGGGGCCAGGC